GCUCACGCGAAAAAGGUGACACCCAUUUACGGCUUCAAAAUAGAUGGGGCGCAGAUUGCAAUAUAAUGAUUUUUUUCUACAAGUGUUUAAUUCAUAACCUGACUGGGGACGCAUCUGAGUCAUUUGUAAUGCCCGACGCGUGUACUGUGUUUACAGUCUAAGUCUUUACGAAGAGGAAAUAUGGUAAAAAACACAAUGGAGAAAGUGGCCUUCGCCUUGUUUUUGUUCCAACAUCUGAACAAAACCAGACUGAGAAGUUUAGCCAGACUGCGAAAGCGGAGGCGGUUCUUGGAGCUGCUUCAUGCCAACCAGGCAAACCCCUCAGUUUCCUAUGCCAAGCUGAACCGGAACGUUCCGGUUCUGCAGGUGUAUUUCGACCCGGAGCAAGAUCUCUGGAUGCAUUACAGACUGAGGCGGCGAAGCAUGAAUGAGCUGAUGCAAGUCACUCAUCAGGAAAAGGACCAUGGCUGGGCCCACCAUCUGGAGGUGCUGGUGUUCGCAUACUGGCUGGCUCACGGCCUGUCGUACAGGGCGACGGCGCAGACCUUCAGCGUGCCCAAGAGCACGGUCUACCGCAUAGUGCACAAAAUGGCCCAGCAAAUCAAGAAGAACCUUCACAAAGUGGUGUCACUGCCCAGCCCGGAGGAGCUAGACGCCAUCGCCGGCAGAUUCGCACACGUGGGCCGUCACUCGGCUUUUGGAAAAGCCGUCGGUGCCAUCGACGGCUGCCACUUCCGGAUAAAGCCUCCGAAACAAAACGAGGCCUAUUACUUUAACCACAUGCAGUUCCACUCCGUUCAAAUGCAGGCGAUAUGUGAUUCCCAAGGCAAAUUUCUGGACAUUUUCGUUGGCUACCCUGGGUCUGUGCAUGUCUCUACCGUGCUGCGAAAUAGCCCCGUUUACCAAAAUGCUAGCUACCCGCCCCCAGAGUACUUUAUUCUAGGUGAAGAGGAAUACCCAUGUUUGGUAACACCGAUAUGCCUGAUCACGCCGUACAAAAUGGCCUCCGAGGUGAGGGCUGAGCAAAAGUUCAACGAGAGUCACUCCCUGGCGCACUCCGGUGUUCUGCAGGCCUUCGGCAUGAUGAGAGCCCGCUGGAGGUUAACGUUUUCCAAGCCGCUGGAAGUGAGCACCGCCUUUUGCUCAGAUGUCAUCACAGCGUGUGCCUUCUUGCACAACGUCUGCCUGAUGAAUGGGGACUUUCUGAGGCCGGAGCACGACUGUGAAAGAGCCAGGAACUUGGUACCGCCUCCUGAAAAGCUUCAGGCCCACGAGAGGAGCGGGUCACACAUAAGGGACCGUCUGGCAGCAGAUGUGCAUGCUCCGCUUCCUCUUCCUGUUCACUUGCAGGAUCAUGAUUACUGUUAACCAAAAUGUCGACGUUUUUCCAGAAAUUAUUCUGGUUCAAGACUGAAAGGCAGUUGCUUUGGAAAUAUUUCGGAAAAUGAGUAAAUGAAAAGUGUCAAAAAAUGUGAUUAAAUUGUUCUGCCUAAA
Molecule: messenger RNA, 1494 nt
Organism: Brienomyrus brachyistius
Lineage: Eukaryota; Metazoa; Chordata; Actinopteri; Osteoglossiformes; Mormyridae
Product: putative nuclease HARBI1
Exons: 3
Coding region: 181-1368 (395 amino acids)
Source: RefSeq, a predicted model, not a curated record